Calidris pugnax (ruff) is the source of this 2659-nucleotide messenger RNA. It is a transcript of the gene EXOC4, whose product is annotated as exocyst complex component 4. Gene Ontology annotation, cellular component: synapse; exocyst; growth cone membrane. The record is from RefSeq and is a predicted model, not a curated record. The transcript is spliced from 10 exons. Gene Ontology annotation, biological process: exocytosis; chemical synaptic transmission; Golgi to plasma membrane transport. NCBI's taxonomy places the organism in Eukaryota, Metazoa, Chordata, Aves, Charadriiformes, Scolopacidae. The annotation marks the transcript as partial.
AUGUGCUGGGAUUAGCAGAGAUGAUACCUUCAGGGAAAGAGGAGGCCCAGAUGAUAACUUAAUUGAAGGUGGCGGAUCCAAGUUUGUCUGCAAACCAGGAGCCAGAAACAUUACCAUCAUCUUUCAUCCCCUCCUCAGAUUUAUCCAGGAGAUAGAGCAUGCCAUGGAGCUGGGCCCAACCAAGCAGUGUCCGCUCCGCGAGUUCCUCACCAUGUACAUCAAGAACAUCUUCCUCAACCAGGUCCUGGCUGAGAUCAAUAAAGAGAUCGAAGGUGUCACGAAAGCAUCUGAUCCCCUGAAAAUCCUGGCUAAUGCAGAUACCAUGAAGAUCCUGGGUGUGCAGCGGCCUCUUCUGCAGAGCACGGUGAUCGUGGAGAAGACCGUUCAAGACCUGAUGAACCUGAUGCACGACUUGAGCGCCUACUCGGAUCAGUUCCUCAACAUGGUGUGUGUGAAGCUCCAGGAGUACAAGGACACCUGCACCCUUGCCUACAGGAGCAUCGUGCAGUCGGAUGAAAAGCUGGUGAUCAGUGCCUCCUGGGCUAAAGACGACGAUAUUAGCAGGCUCCUGAAAUCUCUGCCCAACUGGAGCAACAUGGCCCAGCCCAAGCAACUGAGACCCAAGAGAGAGGAGGAGGAGGACUUUAUAAGGGCGGCUUUCGGCAAAGAGUCAGAAGUUCUCAUCGGCAACCUGGGGGAUAAACUCAUCCCUCAACAGGAGAUCCUGCGAGAUGUCAGUGACCUGAAGGCCUUGGCCAACAUGCACGAGAGCCUGGAGUGGUUAGCAGGUCGCACCAAGGCAGCCCUCUCCAACCUCUCAGCCACCCAAACCAUGUCUCCUGGCCAGGACAGCCAUGCCAGUCUGGAACACCUCCCAGCAUCUGAGCAGAUCCUGCAAACCCUGAGCGAGCUGGCCAGGUCCUUCCAGGAGAUGGCUGACCGCUGCCUGCUGGUUCUGCAUUUGGAAGUCAGAGUUCAUUGCUUCCACUAUCUGAUCCCACUGGCGAAACAAGGGAACUACGCCAUCGUCGCCAACGUGGAGAGCAUGGACUAUGACCCUCUCGUUGUCCGGCUCAACAAGGACAUCAGUGCCAUCGAGGAAGCCAUGAGCGCCAGCCUCCAGCAGCACAAGUUCCAGUACAUCUUUGAAGGUUUGGGCCACCUGAUUUCCUGCAUUCUUAUCAACGGCGCCCACUACUUCAAGCGCAUCAGUGAAUCUGGCAUCAAGAAAAUGUGUAGGAACAUCUUCAUCCUGCAGCAAAACCUGACAAACAUCACCAUGUCUCGUGAGGCUGACCUGGACUUUGCAAGGCAGUAUUACGAGAUGCUCUACAACACAGCAGAUGAGCUGCUGAACCUGGUGGUGGAUCAAGGGGUGAAGUACACAGAGCUGGAAUACAUCUACGCCCUGAACUUACUGCACCGGAGCCAGACGGGGGUGGGAGACCAAACCACCCAGAACAUGAGGUUGCAGCGGUUGAAGGAGAUCAUUUGUGAGCAGGCUGCUAUCAAACAGGCCACCAAGGACAAGAAGAUCACCACCGUGUAAUCUGCUCUCUGGCUCUUAUGAACCUGCCAGGCUGCAGGUCCUCCACGUCUCUGUUAUAAUCAAAGGCAAAAGUGCCUGUUUUCUGGGUGGCAUCGUACUGGUGAGAAGGGAAAUGCCAUGUGUAAUUUGGUUUUGGGGUUGUUUUGGGGAUUUUGGGUAUGUAAUCACGUAACGCUUCUUUAACGUGCUCUCCCAAGACCGUGUUCUCCAAGCAGGAACAGGUUAUCCUGGUGGAGAUUUGGGUGGGAUAUUUGACUUUGCUGUGUUGCUGCUGCUUUGCCUUGAGAUGGAAGGCAAGCUGAUGCCUGGUGGGGUGGGAAUAGAGAAGAUGUCACACUGGGUGAGGUCAGAGUCUUCAGGGGAAGUUCAGACCACGCUAUGACAGUGGAAGUGCAGACCUGUUGCUCACAGGUGGGAUCUUGAUGGUUUUGAAGCCUCUUUGAGCUCUGCCAAUACUAUUCUCCGUGACAGUUGUAGACACAUUAAGUUUUCUGCUGUUUCCACUGCAAAGAGAUCCAGCUGCUUAUUCCUUCAGACAGCGAGAAGCCAGUUCUCUUAGUGGGAGGUAACAUGGGACCAUUUGUUUCCACUUCGACUUCUUCAUUAUCUCAGAGCCAUAUGGCAUCGGUUCCUACAGCGCGUUCUGCACCGGAUGAUGGUGGAUGUACGUAGGAGAAAAUUGCCAAUAUAAGGUAAUAGUGAAACUUAAUUCUAUUUUUUUUUUUUUCUGAAGAUGUCUUUUGAGCCUCCCCAGCUCCAAAAGAUAUUUUGUAAUUGGCAUUUGAUUUGAAGGACACGCAGGCUUAUGUAGCUCAGCGCUAGGGAUCAGCGAGGGUAGGAAGAGGGCAGGUCCCAGCUCUGAAGUCUCUGAGAUGUUCUCAGGUCACUAUUUCUGCCCUGCCUUGACCAUGCAAAGCCACCCUGUAGAAGGUUCCUUAUUCUCUGAGGGUGAGGAGUUUAUACCAUUCCUCCAAAGCAAGAAUACACUGCACUUGUAUUUGCCAAGUCAAUUGUCAACCCAGCUGGGUUUACCAUGCUGAGAUGGGUUCCCUCUGAGCUGUGAAACUGCUUGUGUGUCACUCUUGAAACUGCAAAAUUAAAGGAUGUUUA